This is a messenger RNA of Salvia splendens (bonfire salvia), 645 nucleotides long. RefSeq names its product uclacyanin 1-like. The record is from RefSeq and is a predicted model, not a curated record. Lineage: Eukaryota; Viridiplantae; Streptophyta; Magnoliopsida; Lamiales; Lamiaceae. Gene Ontology annotation, molecular function: electron transfer activity. The coding region runs from base 1 to 639 and encodes 212 amino acids. Gene Ontology annotation, cellular component: plasma membrane. The transcript has 2 exons.
AUGAUGAAGACAAUUUUGAGUUUGGUUGUGAUGGCGGCGGUGUUGAUGGGAAUGGCGGCGGCCGUAAAUUACACGGUCGGAAGUCCAGACGGUGGAUGGGAUCAAUCCACCGAUCUUCAAACGUGGUCUACUUCCUUAUCAUUUGUCGAAGGAGAUAAUUUGAUUUUCGGAUACACUACCAACCACGACGUUACUGAAGUUUCCAGCUCAGAUUAUGAAUCCUGCACCGCCACCAACCCUCUUCAGCCGCCUCUCACCGGCGGCGCCGCCGUCGUACCCCUCACUUCCGCCGGCACCAGAUACUUCAUCUGCGGCACCGGCGGCCACUGCAUCAGCGGCAUGAAGCUCGCCAUCACCACCAUCGCCGCCUCCUCUCCACCGCCCCCAUCCACCACCCCCGCCCCGCCGCCAUCCAAAACUACGACUCCCUCGCCGGCGCCGCCACCAUCCAAAAGUACUACAGCUCCAUCUCCGCCGCCAAAGCACUCCAAGGCGGUGAUGCCUCCUCCUCCUCAGCCGUCAGCGUCGGCACCGAGUGGCUCCGCGCUGCCGCCUCCAACGCUGGCUCCGUCGGCGGCGGCGAAGGUGGGUUUGGUCGGCGGUUUAAUUGUGAUGGUUUUGUUGGUUCAUAUACUUUGAAAUUGA